Suillus subaureus is the source of this 1527-nucleotide messenger RNA. Its product is annotated as cytochrome P450. The record is from RefSeq and is a predicted model, not a curated record. The coding region runs from base 1 to 1527 and encodes 508 amino acids. Lineage: Eukaryota; Fungi; Basidiomycota; Agaricomycetes; Boletales; Suillaceae. Gene Ontology annotation, molecular function: monooxygenase activity; iron ion binding; heme binding. The transcript is spliced from 11 exons.
AUGAUCUUUUUUUCUGCCAUCAUAUGCCUCUUUCUAGUCGUUCACCGAGUUCGACGAAAAAGUUCAUCCAAUAUCUCCUUUCCCCCUGGCCCCAAGGGCUUGCCGAUGCUAGGUAACCUGCUCGACCUCAACGACAGUCAGCUAUGGGUUAGCUUCAGUCAGUGGGCAUCGACACACGGGAAUGUCAUGUACUGUAAGCUGUUCGGACAGCAAAUUGUUGUUCUACAAUCGCAUGAAGUUGCCAAAGCACUGUUGGAGCGUCGCUCUAGUAUUUAUUCUGACAGGCCACCAAUCUCUACCACAGAGGCAAUCGGAUCUGGGUUUAACAGUGCCCAGCUAAGGUAUUCUGAUGAAUGGAGAAUGCAUCGGCGAAUUUUCCAUCAAUCAUUCCGACCUGAGGCGGUAAAAGAUUACUUACCUAUCCAACUUCGCAAAGCUCGUCAGCUGUUGCAGGGCAUCAUAGAAGCUCCCGAGCGCUACCAGGACCACAUCGAUCUCUUCGCCUCUUCCGUCAUCAUGUCUGCUGUAUACGAUUACGAGGCCAAGCCUCAUAAUGACCCGCUUUUACUUGCCGCUGAAAAGGCGAUCAAGGUCUUUUUGGAGGUGGCAAACCCCCAGACUGCAGUCAUCCUGGAGGCAUUUCCGUUUCUGCUGAAACUGCCUUCUUGGUUUCCUGGAGCGAAGUUUAAAAGACUCGCUAUCCAAUCACAAAAGAAUGCUAUCGCCAUGGUCAACAUCCCGUUCAACUAUGCACGAGAACGCGCAAUGACUGCAACUUCGAAUCAGUGUAUGGUCUCGGAGUCUUUUAAGCGGUUGGACGCAUUCGGCAAUGCGGGCGAAUUCGAGCUUGCGUUGAAGUCGACUUCUGCUACAGCAUUCAUUGGUAUGACCCGGUUUACUGCGUCGACGUUGGCUGUCUUUAUUCUUGCAAUGAUGCUCUAUCCAGAUGUACAGAAACGUGCACAAGAGGAGAUUGAGGCAGUUAUAGGCACUGACCAACUUCCUACCUUUGAAGACCGGCCUUCGUUGCCAUACGUGGAUGCAAUCUUGCGCGAGACGCUUAGAUGGCAUCCAGUGUUCCCUCUUGGUUUGCCGCAUUACACUUCGGACAGCGACGUGUACAAUGGUCAUUACAUCCCCAAAGGCGCGCUUGUUAUGGCAAAUAUCGGAGCCAUGUCACAAGACGAAGUGAAAUACCCGAACCCUGAUGAGUUCAAACCAGAGAGGUUUUUUCAAGCCGAUGGACAAUUGAACGAUGACACUGUAGACUUUAUUUUCGGCUUCGGGCGCCGAGUAUGUGUUGGAAGGUACUUCGCUACUGCUUCGCUGUGGAUUUCUAUGGUGUCUCUGCUAGCAACUUUCCAUUUUAUGAGACCAUUGGACAACGAAGGCAAAGAAGUAGACCCUGUCUUCCAAUGGUCCACUGGACUAAGUUCACACCCUGUGUCUCUUCCCUGUCGUGUCAUUCCCCGACACCCGGAAAUGACUGCACACAUGCUUGCAGACGUAAUCGGCCUCAGCGCAUGA